AUGAACUUAGGCCAGCCGUUAAAAAUUUCUAUUUUAGUAACACAAAUCUUAAAUGUGACAAGAAACAUUCAGGGAGAGUUAGAACUAUCAGGAAUCGAAGGCAAAUUCAUUCACUUACUGAUGAAUGCGAUGAAACUUCCAUUCGAAAUUAAGAUACCACCAGAUGGAGAAUGGGGAAGGAAAAUGGACAAUGGCAGCUGGACUGGAUUAGUUGGUAUGGUACAUAGAGGAGAAGCUGACUUGGCAAUCAGUCAACUAUCCAUAACUGCAGAAAGGUCCCAAGCAGUAAAAUUUUCAAUUCCUUAUACAGACGAGCCAAUUAAAUUUCUGACACCUGCCCCAAGAAAAAUAUCUUCCCCUUUUGUAUACCUAUAUCCAUUCGACACGUCCGUAUGGUUGUCGUGUAUAAGUGUAUUACUUUUAAUGCCAUUUAUGCAUGUACUGUUCCUUCCUGAGCGUCAAACGUACGGUUCAGCAUUGCUAAAAGUAUUUGGCAGCUUGCUAAAGCAGCCACUGUGCACUCAAAGCAAAUCCAUGCAUAAAUUUUGCAUUUUGUUGUGUUUAAUUUUUUCCAUGGUUAUUUCUUUUAGCUACUGCUCUGUUCUUUUGUCUUUUUUAAGUGUGCCCCUUUAUGAGCCUAAAUUGCGGACAUUCAAUGACCUUUCCAAAGCAGUUCUGAGAGGUCAUUUGAAAUGCCAGGUGACUUUAGGAUCGUUUAUUUUACCAUUUCUUUUGCAUUCUACCGACGAACAAUUGAGAAAUGUAGGUGAGUUAAUUCAAAAGAACUCGUGGAGUUUCCAAGUUAAGCAUUACCAGAAUAAAUCCGUUGAUUAUGGAUCUGCUGCUGUUUCGUCAUUUCUGACGUUGCAAUCAUUCUACAAAGGGUAUAAGAACGUUGUGUUUUCUGAAGAUUCUCUUGUAACUACACCUAUAGGUAUUGCAAUGAAGAAAGGGUUUUGCUGUGAAGAAAAAUUGAACGAUAUGAUAUCCAGAAUUAAAAACAUGGGAUUGUAUGAGAAGAUUGAAUCUGACGAACUGUUACCUACGUCAUCAACAGCAAGUGUUCCUUAUAAGUUAACCAGAGAAAUCGUUGCAAUAAGUGUUGAAAAUAUGUACGGUGUUCUAUUUCUUUUAAUCGCGGGAUAUGUUCUAUCGUUUGCAGCAUUAAACACAAGUAUUAAAGUUUCCGAUUAA
Messenger RNA from Parasteatoda tepidariorum (common house spider), 1194 nucleotides. RefSeq names its product glutamate receptor ionotropic, delta-1-like. The record is from RefSeq and is a predicted model, not a curated record. NCBI's taxonomy places the organism in Eukaryota, Metazoa, Arthropoda, Arachnida, Araneae, Theridiidae.